AUGGCCUUCUACUCCGCGUGUGCUGCGCUGGUCCUCUCGCUUGCUGGGAGCGCGGUCGCAGACUGUCAGAGCUACGGAGUCGACUACGAGGAUGGCGGUACCUACUUCCAGAACAGCAACACGAACGAGACGUUCACGGCCUUGCAGAUGUUCAACGGAUGCAGCAACGACACAUCACACAACAUCCUCGUUGACCCGAAGGGAGACCAGAGCGAAUGCACGCAAACAUCCAUGCUACCAAACAAUGCUUCACAACUCAUCACAUGCUCGGAUUGGUCGAACAAGAACCUAUACAGUGGGGCGUGGUCGAUCUUAGUGAUCUCCAACAACAACAACGAAUCUGCCAUCGCUUUCCAGCGUGACUUUGAAUUGGAUGUUGGAGCACCCAACGCAACAGUCACCGCCAAUCCGGAAACCACGAACACUGUCUACGCGACCGCCACCUCUUACGUCUCGGUCACGUCCUACGUCCCGACUACUUCGUAUAUUGACAACAACGCAGAGAUCACCUCGACUGUCACGUCUGGGUCUUACGCCACUGGGACCACGAUCACGACUGGCAUGGCCUCGGAAUUUGAGGAGAGCGGCCUUAGCGCCUUCGCAACAAUCACCCGACUGUCAUCGCAAACCUACAUACCUGACCCAAUUGCAAGAAUAUUCCCUUCGAUCCUUGGUGACCUUGACGACGUUGCCGCCAGUGUCAUCCGCAAGGCUCGGAAUGGAGGCGUUCAGGCCCGAGCCACACCUAUGCCUAUGUCUGCCAAGUUCAAGAGGGCCGUUGCCGAGGGCCGCGAGGUGACUGAUCAGCUCAAGGCCGCUUUCGUCGAGGAGCGGGCUGCUCUUCUCCAGAACGCACGCAACAUCGCUAAGCGUCACCCAGAUAACUUCACCACCACUGUAAUCCAAGAGAUCACCUCGUACGUUUCGACUGCGGUCCUGACCACUACUUUGUAUUCCACCACGACUGAGGUCGGUCUUGUUGGACGCGAUGUUCAGACUGCCUCUACUUCCACCGCCACUCUACCAUCCACGUAAGUCCCACUCUAGCCUAAGCUCGAUGAAUAUGCUGACCCCUGUAUAGGGUUUGGGACACCUUUACCGAAACACCAGCUUGCGCCAACGGCGCCUUUGCGCAACGGUUCUAA
This is a messenger RNA of Lecanosticta acicola, 1145 nucleotides long. The record is from the annotation of a GenBank genome assembly. Lineage: Eukaryota; Fungi; Ascomycota; Dothideomycetes; Mycosphaerellales; Mycosphaerellaceae.